GUUUCUCUCUCAUCGUUUCUCUCUCUCAUCCUGACGCUCCCACACCGGAGGAACUACAUUACCCACAAUCCCCUGCUGCCUCAGCCAGCUCCCUGAGCCUGAGAGCUGCCCCGCGGCAUCCUGGGAGUCGUAGUUCCACCGGGGAGGAGGCUGCUGAUGCUGGAGGAGGAAGAGAAGAGGAGAGGAUGCCAUGACGACAGAGAGAUUCUGCUGAGUCAUGUCUGCUGGCCUGGACGACGACAGCGUGUUCGACCUGAACGCCGCCGUCCCGGAGACGGAGCUGCUCGACAACAGUAUCCAGAAAGGUCGAGCUCAGCUGUCCGUCAAAUCCCGGAGGCUCCGCCCCUCCCGGUCCCGUUACCGUGACAGCAUCAGCUCCGGGGAGGGAGACGACCCCGACGGGAAGCAGGACAGUCCGCUACAGUCGUCUCGCUCACCUCUGCACCUGGGCGUACGAGGCUCCUCCCCCUCCCCUGAUUCGCUGCUGACGUCCCGAAGCCCCGCCUUCUCCUUCGACGCACCGUUGGGGCGUGGCUCUCCGGAGGACGGAGCCGCCUCAUUGGCCGCUCCACCGCGGGGGCGGUACCGCCAGCUAACCAAUGCUACGUCCCAGGAGGCGCUAGUGACGCCCGGCUCCCCGUCCAAGUCGUCGUCCGACGGAUCACCGGUUUACCUGAGGAGGAGCCGCAGGGCCGAGAGCCAAGUUCUUGUUGCUGAUACAGAUCAAGACUCCGGAUUGGCUGAUCCAACCGUCGUCUUUGACAAGAAAACCAAGCGGCGUUUCCUGGACCUGGGGGUGACGCUCCGGCGUUCCUACAUCCGGGUGAGGAAAGAUAAAUCCAACCGUCUCUCGGUCGGCAGCAGAGAGCCGUCUGAGAGUCCGUCUCGCUCCUCCGGCUCCUUCGUCUCCUUCUCCUGGUUCAGCGAAGGUCGGGGGUCAAACUCGUCCUCCGGGACGCCGGGAUCCCCCAAGAUCCGUCCCGAGUCCCAGAAACCCUGCAAGUCCCAGUCCCAGGAGUCGUCUCUCAGUGAGGAGUUUUCUCCUCCUCCCUCGUCCUCCUCCACUUCUCCUCCUCCGGCGGACUCGUCCUCCUCCAGAUCCUCCCAUCCCUACCAGACGCUGUCCCAGUCCUCCGACGAGCCCUGCGACGAGCCGUCGUCCUCCAUCUCAUCCUCCGUCUCGUCCUCCGUCUCGUCCUCUGUCUCGUCCUCCGUCUCGUCCUCCGUCUCCACCUCCGUCUCCUCCUGGACGACCCAGCAGGUCUGUUCGUGGCUCCGGAGCCUCCACAUGGACCAGUACGUCCCCGAGUUCAGCCGCAGGGACGUGGACGGGGAGACGCUGCUGCAGAUGGACGCUAGCAAGCUCAAGGGUCUGGGCGUCCUCAGUUCCUCCGAUCGCAGCGCUCUGAAGCGUCGAAUCAAAGACGUCCAAUCAGCCGCAGAGAAGCAGAAAAAAGCUCUGGACAAACUGGAGAAGCAGAAGGAGAAGCAACGCAGACGAGACCAGGAUAGAAACUGAGUCCUGGACCUGGACCUGGACCUGGACCUGGACCAGGACCAGGACCAGGACCAGGACCAGGACCAGGACCUGGACCAGGACCGGAACUGAGUCCUGGGGGGACCAUGGAUGAGCUGGAACCCCAGGAAAAGUCCUGGAUUAUGACACAUGUAGACGAGAUACUGGUCCUGGAAACUGGUCCUGGAAACUGGUCCUGGAAACUGAUCCUGGAAACUGGUCCUGGAAACUGGUCCUGGAAACUGAUCCUGGAAACUGGUCCUGGAAACUGAUCCUGGAAACUGGUCCUGGAAACUGAUCCUGGAAACUGGUCCUGGAAACUGAUCCUGGAAACUGAUCCUGGAAACUAGUCCUGGAAACUGGUCCUGGAAACUGAUCCUGGAAACUGAUCCUGGAAACUGAUCCUGGAAACUGAUCCUGGAAACUGAUCCUGGAAACUGGUCCUGGAAACUGAUCCUGGAAACUGAUCCUGGAAACUGAUCCUGGAAACUGAUCCUGGAAACUGGUCCUGGAAACUGAUCCUGGAAACUGAAGAGUCGACAUCCUGGAGACAUGAAGACCUGAAAUGUUUUUUGAGUUAUUUAUCCCCAUUUAAAGGUACGGGAGCCCCAAACAGCCAAAUCCAGACCGUCCUGUUUCCCGCUCAGGUCUCUUUCUGGUUAUCGCAAGGGCGUAGGUUUGCAUAGGGACGGUAUGGACAUAACACUAUCAACUUUUCAGGAGGCUCAAAUUGUCCCCACCAAACAACCUUAUUUGCAUUAUAUAAUGAGUUCAGAUAUAAAGGUAAUUUAGAUUGUCUUCCCAAAUGUUGUAAGGAUAGAAUUGACCCUACCAUUAUUAAGUGAAUUAUUUUCAUUAUGUUCACACUUACAUUUACCUCUUUUCACUUGCUGAAUUCGCCGGCACAUUUUUUUCCUCAAAUGCACGUUUGAUUGGCUCAUGACUUGACCCUUUAGUAGUUUUUGAAAACAAAGGUUUAAAUGGAACCGUGUAUCAGGUGAACACAUGAACGUUAGUAUAAGUCAAUACAGAUUUAUUUUGCAUUGAUCAUUUAGCCUAUCAAUUAAUUAGGUUCAUAUUUGUGACAAAUGGAGCCCUGACCCCCGUUCACCCAAUCUGUUUGGUCUGAUUAAUGUCCCGUCCCCAGCUAAUAGUACAUGCAGGUUAUGCUGUUAUAUCGUCCCUACCGAUGUUGAGACCAAACCUACGCCCUUGGGUUAUCGUCAAACUGACUCCGUGUUCAAGUAUUGAUUCUGAUUCAACUGAUCAGUUUAGUUCAGAUACGUUGCUGAUCUUUCAAAACACGGAUAGUUUCCUUUUCUUCCCCUUUGACUUUGACCAAAAACUGGUCAUUUUCAGCUUCUGUUGUUUCUACAGCAAAACCGUUUUGCUCUGGUCACAUGAUCACAUGAUCACACGAUCACACGAUCACACGAUCACAUGGUCACAUGAUCACACGAUCACACGAUCACACGAUCACAUGGUCACUAGGAAUGGGUGAUAUUUUACCGUUCACGAUAAACCGCCAAAAAAAUUCCCCACGGUAAGAAUUUGUAUC
Messenger RNA from Cololabis saira (Pacific saury), 3074 nucleotides. It is a transcript of the gene samd14, whose product is annotated as sterile alpha motif domain containing 14. Gene Ontology annotation, biological process: neuron projection development; actin filament organization; calcium-mediated signaling. The coding region runs from base 218 to 1519 and encodes 433 amino acids. The record is from RefSeq and is a predicted model, not a curated record. Gene Ontology annotation, molecular function: actin filament binding. The transcript is spliced from 11 exons. Lineage: Eukaryota; Metazoa; Chordata; Actinopteri; Beloniformes; Belonidae. Gene Ontology annotation, cellular component: cytoplasm; postsynaptic density; dendrite.